CGGGUUGUUUGGCUGUGUGUUACAUACAUCUGGGCCAAAUCAUAGGUCAGGUCAUAACACAUCAUCAAAGCGUUGACGCUGCAGGCCAAGGCAGCCUGAGGUCGUCGUCGAUCUUCCUCAAAGCUCACGACCUCCAGAUCUCAUCGGUCUCUGCUCACCGCCCGCCUGCUUCUACAGGAUUAGUUAAUUACUUCGCUUCCGCCGCGGUAUGUACUGUGGUGUGGUAUUGAUUGCAAAUGGAUGGCGAAAUUAGUAUCAGAUACAAAGUUGACCUAGAGCGCAUGCUGCUGGAUGGAAGUGCAGAGCCAACAUACCUAUGGUUGUCACUUUUAGAAGACAUCACGGACUGUUUCUCUGAUGAUCAGCAAAUUGGUAGUGGUGGGUUUGCUGUGGUUUAUAAGGGAAUAGUCGGAGAACGGAUGGUUGCUGUAAAGAAGCUGUCCCAAACGCUUGAUAUGCAUGAGAAUAAAUUUCACAAAGAGGUUGAGUGCCUGAUGAAAGCCAAGCACAAGAAUAUAGUGCGUUUCCUAGGAUAUUGUUCUGACACGCAAGGGAGAAUUGCAAAUUAUGAAGGUAAGUUUGUGAUGGCAGAUCUGCGCAACUGGUUACUAUGUUUCGAGUAUGUACCAAAUGGAAGUCUCGAUAAGUAUAUUACAGAUUCAUCUGGUGGACUUGAAUGGGGUGAGCGCUACCAGAUAAUCAAGGGAAUCUGUGAGGGCUUACUUCAUCUUCACGAGAAGCAUAUCCUCCACUUAGAUCUAAAGCCAGAGGAUAUCUGGCUCCUGAAUUCUACAGAGGGCAAGUCGCAUUUGCCUCGGACAUAUACAGUCUUGGCGUUAUAAUCAUGGAGAUACUAACAUGAGAGAAGGGGUAUCCAGAAGAUGAGAAUGUAGUUGAAAAUUGGAUGAAUCGAUUGGAGGCAUCGGAUAAUUUGGAGAUGCAAUUGGAACAAGUAAGAGUAUGUGCUAAGAUAGGAAUAGAGUGUAUGGACUUGAACCCGAAGAAGAGACCAGUUGCCUGGUGUGUAAACGAUAGGCUUGAUAAAAUGGCAAGUGUCGUCAAAA
Molecule: messenger RNA, 1064 nt
Organism: Triticum dicoccoides
Lineage: Eukaryota; Viridiplantae; Streptophyta; Magnoliopsida; Poales; Poaceae
Product: cysteine-rich receptor-like protein kinase 19
Exons: 6
Coding region: 237-842 (201 amino acids)
Biological process (GO): protein phosphorylation
Molecular function (GO): ATP binding; protein kinase activity
Source: RefSeq, a predicted model, not a curated record